Molecule: messenger RNA, 4505 nt
Organism: Leucoraja erinaceus (little skate)
Lineage: Eukaryota; Metazoa; Chordata; Chondrichthyes; Rajiformes; Rajidae
Gene: ccdc40
Product: coiled-coil domain containing 40
Exons: 22
Coding region: 132-3323 (1063 amino acids)
Biological process (GO): epithelial cilium movement involved in determination of left/right asymmetry; heart looping; axoneme assembly
Cellular component (GO): cytoplasm; cilium
Source: RefSeq, a predicted model, not a curated record
CCGACCUCCUCCAGCUGCAAUCCCGAGCUCACGGAAAAUACAUUCCCCCCUCGCGGGAAAGUGGCAGAGCCCCGCACGUGAUCCGCGCUGAGGCGGCGGGUUGUUGCCGGUGUCUCCUAGCGACCGGGAACAUGGCGGAUGAGGAGAGUCACACUCCAGAGAUUUCUGAAAACUUGAAGCAAGAUCAAGAUGAACCAGAGAGUGUACAGGAGGAAGAAGCUACUGAGGAUGUGGCUGACGAAGGAGAACCCACGUCACUAGAUACUCAAAAUGUUCCAGAGGACACAGAAACAAAAGUGGAAGAAGCUACUGUGGAAAUUCUUGACGAUGAAGAUGAUAGACUGUCUAUUGAUGUUCCCAUAUUAUCACGUCCAGGAGAUAUACCGGCAGAUGCGGAAGGAAGUAAUGAAGAUAUGACUAAAGAAGAAGAACAGUCACCCACACAAGAAUCUGUCACUACAGUAAAUUUCGCCCUGUCUGAUACAGACACUGCACAAACAUAUAUGACGGUGCAAGAUGAAGUUGCCUUAGGGACUGCUGAAAUGCCACCAAGGAAUUUAAAUUUGACGGUUGAGCUAGUUGAUUCCCAACAGCCGAUCACUGUGGAAUCCCAAAGUUUAGCACUUGUUUGUCCAGAUACAUCAAAUAGAGGCCUUGAUAUAGAAUGUCGCCCCAUGGUAGAUGAGUCAAACGUUGAAGAAGAUUUGGAUACAGAUGAAGAACAAGCAGAAUUGAUUGUGCUUGACCCAGAUCAUCCUCUAAUGAAGCGCUUUCAGGAAGCCCUGAAGAACCAUCUUUCAAAGCAGUUGGACAAGUUAACUCUGGAGCUGAGGGAAGUGUCAUGGCGAAUGAAAAAGCUAACAACUGAACGCGAAGACACAGGAGUGAUUCUUUAUGGCAUACAACAAUCUCUUGCACAAAUGCAAAUGGAGCUUGAAAAAUAUGAUAGCCGUUGCUCAUUGGCUGCAGCAAAAAGAAGAAAGGUCGAGGAAGAUUUAGCAUGUGUAAAGAAUCUUUACCAAAUGCAACAAGCCAAAACAAAUAGUGAGCGCUCAAAAGUAUCUCAACUACAAACGGAUGUUGAAAAUAUUGCAUUGCGGCAUUUCUACAUGAACAGCUUACAACAGGAUACGUCUUCUGACAUUAUGGUGAUGAAGCGUGCCACAGAAAAGUUGGAGACUGAAAAAUUACAGGCAACAAAGCUGAAACAGAAGCAGGACAUGUUUGUAGACCGUUUGGUAACUCAAAUGGAUGCAUUGCGAGAACAAAUUGCGAUGUAUGAUGCCCAGUACUUAGCGCAAGCAGAAGAAACAAAAGCAGCAAAAUAUACAGUGGCAGAGGCCAGCACAGAAAUUGUGGCAAUUAACCUUGAGAAGAAGCAAUUAUUUGAGCAAUGGAAGAGUAGUCUAAUUGGAAUGCAGCGACGUGAUGCGGUCUAUGCUGCAAUGCAGGAAGCUGUCAGACAGGCAAAGCAACAGGUAGAAACACUGAGGACUGAAAUACAGGCCUAUAAAAAAUUUAUCGUGAAGCAAGAGGAACGGAAUGAGGCUCUCACUGUUGGUCUGAACAGAUUGUUGAAUGACGUUAAUAUGACCCAGAAACUGAUUAUGCAGAAUCUGGCGAAACAGGAAGGUUUAAAGCAGGAAUAUACCACCUACACUCGGACACUGCAGGAGACAGAACGUUUGUUCAACAAAGCCACAUUAGACCAGAACAUGCACCAAAAUGAUGUGAAUGUUCUGCGAAUACAAGCAGAAAGGGAAUAUGCAACAAAGGUGGAACUAGAAGACAAGAUUAUGGCAAAAUUGCAGAGUAAAUUAACCAUGAAUCAGGAACACAAUUACUUGAAAAAAAUGGCAAACAAGUUUCGAAUCCAAAAACGUCAACAGGAAAUUGAUUAUGCAAACUUAGAAAAUGAUUAUGCUCAGGUAAUGCUGGACAUAAAUGACAGAAAGGUGGAACUGAGCAUACUGGAGAAAUCUCGGGAUGACCAGAACAAUGAAUUGAAUGAGAAAAAUAACAUUAUCUCAAAUAGUGUAAAAGAGAUUGCAAAAAGAAUGCUUGUCAUUCAAAACAAACAGUCGGUUCUCAACAUGCAGAACAAGAAGAUUGUACAGUUGAUAGCAGAUAUGGGAGGACAUGAAAUGAGCCCUCAGGAACUUAGAAUCAAAACCUUGACGAUAAAGAUUGAGGAACAUAACAAAGAAAUUGAAUCACUGCAACAAUUUUGGCUUCGACAACAGCACGAGCUGGUCAUGCUGACCCAAGAAAGGGAACAGCAAAUGGCCAACGUGGAACUGCAGAGGAAGCAAGUCACUAUUCUUGAACAAAAGAAAAUCCGCACUGAAAAUAUGAUACAACAGGGACUAAAUGCAAGGAAGGACAUUGAACGUCACCUAGGGGUUCUGUCCAAUGAUAUGGUGAAGCUCAACACACUUUUAACAAAGAACAGUUCCCUAAAGGAUGUACUUGAGAAUAUGAAUGUAUUCAUGGAAAACGAAUUUGUAAAAUCAUUGAAGGAUGCAGAGCGACAAUCUAUUGCAAAACAACAGUAUCUGGACCAGCUGAAAGAGGAGAAAGAGCGACAGCUUAACAGUCUUGUGGAAGCAGAGCGUCAAAUUAUGCUGUGGGAGAAGAAAAUACAGUUGGCGAAAGAGGCAAAAACAGCUGUUGACUCGGAGAUUGGACAGGGUGAGAUGCGAGCCAUGAAGGCUGAAAUUCAUAGGAUGGAAAUACGUCACAAUCAGAUUAUGAGACUGCAAGAACAAAUGAUUCGUGACAUGGAGGCUACUGUUUCACGCAGAGAGACAAUUUUGACACGCGGGGAAGCACAGGCAAGUGUGGACAAGAAGCACGCGACUCGGAAUGAUUAUCGUAACAAGAUACAGGACCUGUGCAAGAAAAUUGCUGAUGUGCAAAAGAAUAUUGAAGAGUUUGACAAAACUAUUCAAGAGUUGAGGACAUCGCAGAGAACUUUGUAUGAGAAUUUGGGUGGAAAGCAGUGUGAGAUUCAAAAUAAUAAAUCUUCAAUCAAUCUUCUUGAUGCAAGCAUUGAAUCUCUACAAGAAAAGAAAGGAGUGAAUCUGAACACGAUAGUGACUUUUCAGACUCGCCUCAAACACCUCCAGGCUGUGAAAGAAGGAAAGUACGUAAAACAGUGCAGAUCUGAAGAAGCACUGAGAAGCGAACUACAGAAACAAGUGAAACGAAUCCACACCAUCGACACUAUCGUUGACCGUGUCAAGGAGGAGUGGCCCCAAUACCAGGGAGUGCUUCGUAAAGUGACUCUUGUAUUAGUUACACGACGCACAUUACAGGAAUGACUUUCAUAAAGAGAUACUCAGAAAUUAUAGCGAACUAGAUGGUGGAAAGAACUAAUGUAAUAAACAAUCAAAAUUUGAUAAUUCAGUACCCCAUUAUAUGUCAAUUACUAAGGCCAAAUGGGGGCUUGUUGACAGAGUGUUUCUGAAGAAAUAUCUGAAAUAAUUUUCUUGUGAAAGUGCAAAUGUAUGCUGGUGUGAAUUCAUAUUUUCAAAUAAAAAGAUUUAAUUUAAUGAUGAUUUAAUCAUUUUAAAUAAUUUAAUCAGUCAAAUUAAAAAGCAUUUAAUGUUUGAGUACAAACUGAUAUAGACAUAGAACCACAGGAGGGAUCGUAAUCUGAAAUUUAAUCAAUUGCGAAGUGCUUAUGAAAUACACACAAAAAAGGAGACGGGGUGGGAAGAUAGAUAUGAUUCAAAAUAUAAGUAGACAAAUAGGAAAAAUGUAUGAAUGUGCUGUGAAAUAAAUAUUUGAUUUCUUUAGAGGUUCAAAGAAUUGCAUUCAUUGAUUGAUUAUUUUAGUAUUAAAAAGUACAAGUUAACGUGCUAUAUUUAAUUUAGUAAAUUGUGUAUCAAAAGUUGUUGAUCAUUCUCUGUUAAACAGUUGGCUCAAAAUUGAACAAAAAUAAACUAGAUGAGCAGACAUGAAUAAUAAUUAUAAUUGACCAAGAGAAAGCUGCUAAAAAUAUUCUCAGGAAUAUUGAGAGAAGAAAAGGUGAGUCAUAAAGCCAAAUAAUCCUUUUUAUAAAUAAAAACAUUUUCACAAACUGCUCUGGAAUGCCAAAUACAUACAGUUAAACAUUAGCGUCAAAGUGUCUACAAGAGGAAACAAAAAAAUAAUUGAAUUUCAUUUCAAAUCACAAUAUUAGAUGGGGAUAACCAUCUUAUUUUUGAAAGUGUGCUGUUUUGAAUAGCAUGAAAUAAGCAUUUUGUCCACGUGUGCAUUACAUAAAGAUGGCAUACACCACUGUUGCCUUGUGUUUCAACUUCGUAGGCCCUCCCCAGUCAAGCCUGGGCGAUGUCAUAUGGAGGACAGGCUGUUGCCCAUGCAGCACGUCCCCCCUUUUCACGUCGUUGAUCGAUCCGAAGGAACAGCAGGGCCGUUACAGUUUGGCACCAGCGCCGUCGCAGGAGCUGCCAGAGCGAGGUUGUAGAUAACGAUGAAUUGCCUUAGGGGCUCUGACUCCA